GCUCAAAGUUAUGGCCUUCUGUCUAGAAAGAUCUCCCAUUUUGGGGAGGAGUGUUGUUCACUAGUGCUUUCCGAAUCCUCUUAACCAGGUAAUCUCAUAACCCAUCUGCCGUAUAGGCUAUCGGCUAUUACCCAUCAGCCACCUCCCAGUCCCAGCCUACACCAAUAUGUCAUGUCUUUAGCCUCUUCAGAGCAGCUAAAGAAAAGACCAUGCUAAUCUCUCCUCUAGCAGACAGGAACCAGAAGGAGUUGUGUUCAGUGUUGAGUGAUGUGUUGGAGGAGCAGUCUCACAGGGAACUGUUUGCCUUAGAGCUUGGCUCUGGCACCGGACAGCAUGUGGUCAACUUCGCCAUGGCCAUGCCCUUCAUCACCUGGCAACCGUCAGACAUCAAAGAGGAGUCCCGUGACAGUAUCAGAUCCUACAUAGUGGCAACCAAAGUGAAGUCUGUGCUGCAGCCUGUGCACCUGGACGUCAGCGAACCCUGGGAGAAGUGGGCGGGCCUUCCACACAGCGCCUGUGAUGUCAUCGUGGCCAUCAACCUGCUUCAGUACAGCUCCUUCAAAACUGUAGAGGGCCUAGUCAAAGGAUCAGGACAGAUCCUCAGACAAAAUGGUAUCUUGAUCACACAUGGGCCCUAUGCCAUCAACGGCACAAUCACCCCCAGCUGUAUGCAGGACUUGGACCAGGAACUACGAGAGAUGAACCCAGAGUGGGGUCUACCGGACAUUGACGUUCUGAGACAGCUGGCAUUUGGGAACGGGAUGCGUAUGGAGAGGAUGCUCGACAAUGGCAACUAACCUGGUCCCAGAUCUGUUUCUGCUAUAUAGCCAACUCCAUGACAUGACAAUGAGUGACAAGGAGUUGGCAUGACAACACCAACAGACUGGAACUCCACCUACUUCAUGCUCAGAUUCCAAAUGAUAAUAUGACAGAAACACACAAAGCAGAUGGACAAUAGAAGAACAAGAUAUUUAUUAAAUAUAAUAUUAGAAUUACUUUAAAGAAGUCAAACAAAAGAUCAUUAAUGAUGAAGUGAAGAAGUUCAAAGAUGGCAUGGAAGGGGUUACAGAAGAAGCCACUGAUUGGGUGUAUGUUACAUACAUGCACCACACAUGUUCAUCAGAUGUCCAUAUCCUGAAGCACUGACUACCACCACCUCUCCUCUCCCGACCCACAGGGUUUUGAAAGAGACUCAGAAAAGGGUGGACCUCAAAAGUAUUUUCCUGAUUCCCUCCCUGCGUCCUCUCUCCUCCUCGCCUCCUCAAAACAUCAGAAGGAAGCGGGGAAAUAAUUGGGAGAAUAACCAAGGAACGGAAUCGAGGAAAUAGGAUACAAGGAAUCGAGGAAAUACUUUCGUGAUUCAACCCAACACACCAGAAACAAUAUGGACCCCCCCCCCCACAGAUCCGAUAACUCCACCUCAGCACCAACAGUUACACACCCACAGGGCUCUGGUCAAUAGUUGUGCACUGUAUAGGAAAAAGGAUGCCAUUUAGGACACGCCCACAGUCAGAGGGUCUCUCUACUCUCUCAUAGGCUGUGUUUACACACAGGGGUUUUGCAACUAAUUGACCAAUCAGAUCAAAUCUUUUGCAAAUAAUUGGUCUUUUGACCAAUCAGAUCAGAUCUUUUGCCACUAAUUGUUCAAAAGAUCAGAAUGGGUCUGCCUGUGUAAACACAGCCAUAUAAACCUGACUGCAACCCUCUGGAUAACUGCUAGUUAAUAUUUGGCAAUGGAACUACAUUUGUAAUCGAUGUAAUCGAAGUUCUAUUCACACUAGCGUGACGCAAGGCAUUGUGGUUAAUGGAGUUGUUGUGAGUGACCCAUUAUGUCAACAGUUGUGACACAGGACACCUUGAGAGAGUGAUGGUGGUAAUAUAUCUGUCUCUGGAGCUGUAGAUUGUGGGAAUUGUAGUUCCACACUGGAUGUAAGUGUUCUAUUGUAGUCCCAUACUGCUUCCCCCUCAGCCAGUCUGAUUCGUGCUAAGAUAACUAUCAGAAGUGUAAAACCUAAUAAAACGCUAUUCUUUCUUCCUUGUUCUCCAUUAUCAACUCAAAAAGCUAUCAUGAGAAACACUUCAAACUCAAUGCAGUCAGUGCACUACCAAGCCUUGCUAACAUAAGACGGUCCAUCUAUACUUUAAAAUGAGUUCUGUGUCAGCGGAUGUGUGUGUUGGGGGGUAAAAUGGGAAAAUUACACUGAAAUGUAAACUCAGGAGAAGUGGGUUAGUGCAUCCAUCCAUCCAUCCCUUCUCUGGUGAUAGAACCCUGGAACCUGUUUGAGUGUGCUUUCUGUCCUCCCUCCUUCAGCUCUUUAUUCCUUCACUCAUCCCCCGCAUCUCCAUUCACUCCCACUGCUUCUCUCAACCAAGCAGGCAGUAUGAAAAUAUGUUCAAUCACCACAGUAUGACUUCAGAUUAGCUACUGCUGUAACACACGUCUCCCAUUUCUUGGAAAAUAAGGAUUCCAACAUGCAAACUAGCUUUUAGAAAUAUGAGACAAAUUAUGGUUAUGGUCUGGUCUUAGAUUCAAUUGAUUCCUGUCAUAUUUGAUUUGUUACUCUAUUACACCACUGACUAGAUGAGCUUCAGAUAUUAGUUUCAGAAGAGAAAGACUCCAUACAUUAUCAGAGAGACAGAGAGAGAGAGAGAGAGAGAGAGACAGACAGACAGAGACAUA
Coregonus clupeaformis (lake whitefish) is the source of this 2680-nucleotide messenger RNA. Its product is annotated as methyltransferase-like 26 B. The transcript is spliced from 7 exons. The record is from RefSeq and is a predicted model, not a curated record. Bases 210 to 797 code for a protein of 195 amino acids. NCBI's taxonomy places the organism in Eukaryota, Metazoa, Chordata, Actinopteri, Salmoniformes, Salmonidae.